Molecule: messenger RNA, 4257 nt
Organism: Miscanthus lutarioriparius
Lineage: Eukaryota; Viridiplantae; Streptophyta; Magnoliopsida; Poales; Poaceae
Source: the annotation of a GenBank genome assembly
AUGGAGCUGGCGGUGAGGGCGAUGGGGAGUCUGCUCCCCAAGCUGUGCGAGCUGCUCAAGGAGGAGUACGGCCUACAGAAGGGCGUGAAGAAGAAGGUCCAGGUUCUCUCACGGGAGCUCGAGGCUGCGCACGCCGUCCUCCGCGAGAUCAGCGACAUGCCACCGGACCAGCUCAACGCGCUGGUCAGGCUCUGGGCUCGUGAUGUCAGGGAGGCGUCCUACGACAUGAGGACAUCAUCGACGCAUUUCUGGUGCACGUCGAUGCCCCUGAGCCUGCUACUGAGACACACUUCUCCGCCGCCUCAGGAAAAAGCGUUGUCACCAAGCCAGCAACGACCAUCGACCUCGCAUCUUGAAUCUGUCAAGAGUGCAACAGAGCUUGUUGGCAUUGAGGGACCAAAGGAUGAGCUCAUAGAUAUGCUGUCCCUAGGGGAUGACGGCGGUGAUGCGUCUGGUCCUAAGAAGAUGAAGAUAGUCUCUGUUGUUGGAUUUGGAGGACUAGGCAAGACUACUCUUGCAAAAGCUGUCUAUGACCAGCUUAAACCGCGGUUCAAGUGGGGGGCUUUUAUUCCAGUGGGUCGAAACCCUGACAUCAAGAAAGUCCUUAGAGACAUUCUUGUCGGCCUUGAUAAGGAGAAGUUCAUGAAUUUCAAUAUGACCAUGUUGGAUGAAAAGCAACUCAUGGACGAACUCAAGGAAUUCGUCAAGGAAAAGAGGUGUUUCAUUGUCAUUGAUGAUAUAUGGGACAAGGAGUCAUGGAAAUUAAUCAGAUGUGCUUUGCAAGAAAUUAAUUGUGGAAGUAGACUUGUGAUCACUACUCGUAUUUAUGAAGUUGCCACAUAUGCUGCAUAUUUUCCGGAAGAUUAUGUGACAAGGAAAAAUACUUUGAUAUGGAAGUGGAUGGCUGAAGGUUUCAUCUCUAAGGAACAAGCAGCAGCAGCAGCAGCAGCAGCAGGGGUAGGAUUAUUUGAACUUGGGGAGAGGUACUUUAAUGAAUUGAUAAAUAGAAACAUGAUCCAGGCACAGGAGACACAAUAUGAAGGGUACGUUGAUGCAUGCUCAGUUCAUGAUAUGGUUCUUGAUUUGAUACAUCAACUAUCGAGUGAAGAAAAUUUUGUCACUGUAUUGAAUGGUGGUGAGGACAGAAACUUCAGGGGAGCAUUUCUCGCAGAUGUGGAGAAAGUGAGGUCCGUCUUUGCUGGUCGGUAUAAUUUUUGUGCAUUAUGCCCACGCGUCCCAUUUUUACGUGUAGUAGACUGCGGCGAUGUGCCACGUCAUCUUGGGAGUUUACUUCACUUGAGGUACCUUCGACUACGUCGUAUCACUGAGCUUCCUAGGGAGGUAAGAUAUCUGAGGCUUCUGCAAACACUGGAUUUACGGGACUCCUUGAUAGAGGAGCUGCCAGAGGAGGUGGGACUUCUGACGCAACGUGUUUGCCUACGAGCUAGUGAUGUUUGGGCAAUAAGAGUGCCAGCAGGUUUGAUCGGUAAGCUCACGUCACUGCAAGAGCUACGUAUAUCGUGUGAAGGUGAAGAUGCUAUAAUAAUGCAGUUUGUGGAGGAGCUGGGCCUGCUGAAGGAACUGAGGGUGCUCAAGACUAGGAUUUCUGUUAGGAGUGAGAGCAUCAUGAGUGCUUUGCUGGAGUCCCUGGGCCAUCUGCACAAUAUCCAGGAACUUCAGAUUUGGGAGUAUCAUUCAAGUAAGGACUGGGUGAGCAGCGAUGCAGGAUGGGUGUCCUGUCGGCAUCUCCAUUUGCUGCGUUUGGACUGCUUCGAGUUCUCUGCACUGCCGGCGUGGAUUAACUCGUCACUUGCUCCAAACCUCUCCUAUCUGGAUGUGCAAGUGGUAGUUGUGAAAGACCAGGACAUGGAGACCCUUGCCAAGUUGCCAGAGCUCAGUUGCCUCGUACUGGAUUCCGGUGACACCAAGUCAGUAGUUAGCAUAAAGAUUCGUACAGAUAAAGGUGUUGUCUACUUUCGCAAGUUGAGAUUCUUAAAGAUACUCGGUCCAUCUAUCUGGUUUGAUCUGCGCGGCAGCGAGUACAACAGCAGCAGGGUACCAUCUAAUAAUACUAUCAUGCCAAGUCUUGAAUCGCUUGAGUUUGUUGUCCAUGUGCGGUCCCUAAAAGACGAGAACCUGCAUCUUGGUUUUGACAAGCUGCUUGGCUUCCAGAACCUCGGAACAAGUUCGCUCAAGAGAGUCAAAGCCCACGUGAACUGUGGAGGUGCCCAUCCUCGGGAUGUGGAGGAAGCGGAGGCUGCGUUGGAGCACGCGGCCGCAGUCCAUCCAAAACAUCCCACCCUUCUAAGCAACAGGGUAGAAUGUAUGAUCUCACGCUACCAAGAGGAACUUCAAAUUUGGAACUAUUCUCUUUUAGCAAAAGGAUUUGGCUAUUCUCCAAGGAAGGACUUGGUUAGCAGCGACGCAGGACGGGUCUCCUGUCGGCAUCUCCGUUUCCUGCAUUUGGACUGCUUCGUGUUCUCUGGACUGCCGGCGUGGAUUAACUCGUCGCUUGCUCCAAACCUCUCCUAUCUGGAUGUGCAAGUGGUAGUUGUGAAAGACCAGGACAUGGAGACCCUUGCCAAGUUGCCAGAGCUCAGUUGCCUCGUACUGCAUUCCGGUGACACCAAGUCAGUAGUUAGCAUAAACAUUCGUACAGAUAAAGGUGUUGUCUACUUUCGCAAGUUGAGAUUCUUAAAGAUACUCGGUCCAUCUAUCUGGUUUGAUCUGCGCGGCAGCGAGUGCAACAGCAGCAGGGUACCAUCUAAUAAUACUAUCAUGCCAAGUCUUGAAUCCCUUCAGUUUGUUGUCCAUGUGCGAUCCCUAAAAAACGAGAACCUGCAUCUUGGUUUUGACAAGCUGCUUGGCUUCCAGAACCUCGGAAGAAGUUCGCUCCAGAUAGUCAAAGCCGAAGUGAGCUGUGGAGGUGCCAGUAUUUGGGAUGUGAAGGAAGCGGAGGCUGCGUUGGAGCACGCGGCCGCAGUCCAUCCAAAACAUCCCACCCUUCUAACCAACAGGGUAGAAUGUAUGAUCUCACGCUACCAAGAGGCAUGUAUGGAAAUGAGCAAAGCCCCUGAGUUAGUAACCAAGGCCUGGAAGUUGGCGGACGACAUCGUUGGCUCAGGACAUAUUCAAAUACUGUGUAUGCCAGAUCCGACCGCAUCUUCAAGCAAAGUUAUGCGCUUGUUGUACACAGAUAAUGGGGUGGCACUUUUGGCUCUCAGCUCCAAUGCUGUUCAUAAGCUGUGGAAAUGGGAGCACAGGGACAAGAAUCCACGUGGCAAGUCAUCCAAAUCUGUUCCACCUGUACUAUGGCAACCGGAAAAUGGCAUUCCAAUGACAAACGACACCAUUGAUGGCAAUGACCCUAAAAAAGCAACAGCCUGCACUGCACUAUCCAAAAAUGACAGCUAUCUAAUUUCUGCUUCUGGUGGCAAAGUCUCAUUGUUCAACAUGAUGACAUUCAAGGUCUUGAGUACUUUCAUGGCACCUCCACCUGCUGCAACUUUCCUUGCAGUCUACCCAUUAAACAAUAACAUCAUAGCUAUUGGAAGGGAGGACUGUUCAAUUCAAAUCUACAAUGUCCGUAUAGACAAAGUUAAAAUUGUGCUCACGGGUCAUCACAAAAAGAUAACUGGACUAGCAUUUUCGCAAUCAAUGGAGGUGCUUGUAUCUUCAGGUGCUGAUGCACAGCUAUGUGUUUGGAGCAUUGAUGGUUGGGAGAAGAAGAAAUCAAGAUACAUCAAACAUCCAUCUAAUGGUUCCGGUGCUUUAGUUGGUGAUACAAUGGUGCAGUUUCACUAUGAUGAAACGCAUCUUUUCGUAGUUCAUGAGAGUCAGUUGGCGAUCUAUGAUUGGCAAUUGGAAUGCUUGUGCUCGUGGUACCCAAGAGAUGCACUCCCUGCUCCAAUUUCAAGUGCGGUAUACUCACUUGGUUGUUUGUUGGUCUAUGCUGGAUUUCGUGAUGGUGCAAUUGGAAUAUUCGAGGCAGAAUCUCUUAUGCUACAGUGCUGGAUAGCACCCUCUGCCUACGUACCAUCUUCAAUAUCCAGCGGCGGUGAAACUGUCUAUCCCACGGUCGUCGCAACGCAUCCUUGGAAGCCUAACCAAAUUGCAGUGGGCAUGAGCGAUGGUGCAGUUUAUGUGCUGGAGCCGUUGGAUACAGACGACGGACAAAUGGGGAGCGUCACCUCCUCAGAACAACGUCCACCUAGUAAUGUCAGCAGUAGCGGUGGUGACAGCCAACCGAGUGUCUGA